AUGUUGCGUCAACGAGAGUGCCUGUGUAAGGAUGAGCGGUUCUUGGACGUUAACAAAUUGGAGCUGCAGCAGAGACAGAAGGACCUGGAGGCUGUGGAGCAUGACAAAAAACUGCUGAAUGACUUCCUCAGCAUGUGCCACAAUCGAGUGCACUUCAAAGUCAAUGUUGAAAUGCUGGAACACAAAAACCAGGCCAACAUGGAGAUGAUGAACCUGAAUGAACUUAUGACAUUCUUCAAGUUGGAUGAAGACAUGAAAGACAUGGCAGAGGUUCUGCACACUCACACAGACAGCUACAUCUUCAAGCACUGUUGGAGGUUGCAGGCAGGCAAAUACUCUACAACAGACACAGUCACCCUUGAUUUCAUUCAGAAUAACGUCUUCCAGCCUUGCUACAGCAAUUACCGAGAAAUGUAUGACCAGCUGAAGAAUGGCACCAUCAGUCUGGAGCAGGUGGAUGAGCUAUUCAAAGACUACAAGAACAAAUAUCGGUCUCUGUCUGCUGACUUAGACAUCAUGUGCCACAUCGACAAAGCUGAUGACCACCGCUGGAUCACAAGGAAAGUGGAACAGAUCAAACACUACCAUGAGCUUCAUCUGGCCGUGAAAUCUGCAGAGGAGGUGCACAAGGUCAAGGAGACCCUCUGCCUGACAGGGGAUUUCCGUGUUUUGGAUUUCCUUCGUGACAUUUCAAAUAUCGACUUCAAGAAGCAGAGUCUGAACCACAUAGAUGACAAGCUGAUCAAAGCGAAGAAAAUCCUUGUGGACAUCACAGAGACACGAAGCUUGUGUCUUCAGGAACUUCAUCUUCAAAGAAACUUUGUCAUGUGGGUCAAGGAGUCUCUUGAAGAUGUUAACGAGCUGAAAGUAUUUGUUGAUCUGGCAUCCAUAUCCGCUGGUGAGAAUGACCUGGAUGUGGAUCGCGUGGCAUGCUUUCAUGAUGCUGUCCUUGGCUAUGCUCCAAUGCUGUUUGGGCUGAAGCGUAAUGCAAACUUCCAGGAUUUCGAAAAGAUGCUGAAGAAGCUGUGGAAGGCUCUGGAAAAUGAUGCAGACCUUCCCAAGAAACUGUGUGACACAGCUAGGCAGCUGGAGUGGCUAAAGACUGUGAACGACAGCCAUGGGUCAGUGGAACGAUCUUCACUGUCCCUUGCCUCCACCAUCAACAAGAGGGGAAUCUACAUCAUUAGUGCUAAAGGACAACAAAAGUCUGGUCUAGACAAAGUGAUAAGAUUACAACUUCCAGAGGAGCAUGCAGAGGGUCAGGAGCUGCGAAGUUACUCACUGGAGGACCUGCGAGAGCUCCAAAAUAAACUGAUGCUAAUGUCUGGGAAGGGAGACCAGGGCCGCAGCGAGGUGGAUCACUUUGUUGAGGUGUUUGCCAAUGUGCAGAGGUUAGCAGUAGCAUUCAUAGACCUCUUAACUGCUGGCAAUCCAUUAUUCCAUCACUGGGAGGCAAACAUUAAUUGCAAAGUUGAGCCGGUCGUAGUCAUGAACUUCGGCAUAAGUGCCCUUGAAAUUACCAUUGUGGAGGGAAGUCCAGCUGAGCAUCUACCGGAUUUGUGCAAGAAGAUGGAGACCUGUCUCAGCUUCUGGAACAACUUCAUGGACAAACAGAGAUCUCACCAUUAUUACCUCAAUUACUUCACUGCUGAGCAGAUUGUCUACUUGUGCACCAACCUGGCAAAGAAGAACUUCAGUAAACCCAACCCACAGGCCCUCAUGAUGCUGUCCUUCAUUAAGCCACAUUGCAACCACAGAGACCUCCAAGAGGCCUGGCACUCCAUGCAGAGCUCCCUGCAGCCCCCUGAGAAGAGCAAAGAUGUUGAGUUUCAUGAUGUCCACACAAUGGAAACAGAAUUACAGGCUGCAUCAGACUCCAGAGUUGAUGACCUUUGCAGUAAGAUACAACAGGUUCAGGGCGCAGGUAAACUGGAUGUGGUUUGGAAGGCCUACAUGAGAGAUAUGAAUGCUUUUCUCCCGGAUUCUCUUGAAAUGGGGUGUCUGGGUAAGCUGCUCGAAAGCUUGACGAAUCCAGUUGACGAAGUCAACAGUGAAAACAGUUUGAAGACAGAUGGAAUUGUUAAAAGGGAGUUGCCACAUGGAUUGGUGGAUGGGCGUCCAAAUCUUAUUGUGUGUCGCACUGCCGAGAUCCUCAUGUCCUGCAUUUCUGUUUACAUGACCAGCCAUUCAGAACCCCUUCCAACAUUUGACGAGGUGCUGCUUUGCAGUCCCACAACACCAAUUGAGCAAGUGGAGCUGUUCCUCCGGCGCUGCAUGAUGACAAAAUAUAACAACGACACUGGGAAGAUCUUCACCAUGGUAUAUCCUGACCAGCUCUCAUAUGAAGUCAGUGUGAAGGUCGAGCAAUUCUUUCAAAAGCCAACAAUACCAAUCCAGGAUGACUAUUACUUAGUUCUAAUCUGUAGCUCUGAUCGCGAACAUGCCUACAUUCCCUCCGCCUUCAGCCAUUACCGCCUUCACAUUGUGCCACAAGAACCUCUUGAAGAGAUACAGAGGUAUUUGGCUUCUCAUUAUAGGGUUUCUGCAGGUCAAUACAGUGCACCCACUGUAUUCAAAUCUGGGCUUUUUGUGGGGUUGGUGACCUCCAAAAGGGCAGGUGUAGGAAAAUCACUGUACAUACAGAGACUGUAUGAUAAGCUGGAACUCAUCAACAAAGAGCAAUCAACCCUGAAAUGCAUCCGUUUGCUUGAGCCCAGGGUGGAUGAAAACGCCAUUCUUCUUGCAUUGCUGAACAGUAUGGAGAAAAAAGAGCUUGCGAUUUUCCAUUUUGAUGUCACAACCUCAGUGCAGAAAGGUGUGCACGAAUUCCUGUUCAAACUGUUAAUCUUGCGGUACUUGAUGGAUUCUAAUGGAAGAAUAUGGAAAUGCAGUAGCGACCAUCUUUACCUCAUUGAACUUUUGCUACCUGAUCGGAACUUGCAAAGUAAAGAUGCAAAAUCUGUGAGUUACUUCUUUCCGGAUGUCUUUCCAAAUAUUUUCUGCCAUCCUCCAAAGGAGGUCCUUGAGUUGGAGGUGAAGAUUCAUGACUAUCCCAAUACACCACGGCCUGAAGACCCUCUGAUGGAUGACCAGGAGUUCAGAAGUGAGGGUUUUCAACGUCCUUACCAGUACUUGACCCGUUUCCACACAGGUCAAAGCCUGGACAACUUCAUGUAUAAGGGAGUAGAAGGAACCCCCAAAGAGUGCCUGCAGAUGAUGUUCUUCUACUGUGGCAUCAGUGAUCCAUCUUGGGCUGAGCUGAGAAACUUUGCCUGGUUCUUGAAUAUACAAUUACGGGACUGUGAGACAUCAGUUUUCUGCAAUGCCUCAUUGGUAGGAGACACCUUACAAGGCUUCAAAAAUGUUGUGGUGGACUUUAUGAUCCUCAUGGCGAAAGACUUCGCCACUCCAUCUCUCAGCAUUUCAGAUCAGAGUCCUGGAAUGUUUGGGAUGAAUAUGGAGGGGUUGAACGAAGCAGACUUAGACCCCUUCAGAAUCAGAAAAAGAUGGGAGACAGAGCCACACCCGUACAUCUUCUUCAACGAUGAUCACGUGUCCAUGACAUUUAUUGGCUUCCACCUCCAACCAAAUGCACAGACGUGGGUAGAUGCCAUUGAUCCAGCAACAAAGAGAGUGAUCAAGAACAACAUCAUGAGCAUGCAGCUGUAUGAUGGCUUGAAACGUUAUGGCGUCCCUUUCAAUGAUGACUUUGAUCGACUCCACAGGCGAGCCAAAAUAGAGCGUCUCUGCAAUGUCCUGGGAAUCCAACACUCACAUGAUCCUGAUGAAACAUUUGAGUUGACUACAGACAACAUAUUGAAAAUGUUGGCCAUUCACAUGCGUUUCCGAUGCGGGAUCCCGGUUAUCAUCAUGGGAGAGACAGGGUGUGGGAAAACCAGGCUGAUUAAGUUCUUGUGUGAGCUAAAAAGGGGUACUGUAAACACUGAAAACAUGAUGCUAGUCAAAGUUCAUGGUGGCACAAACUCAGACAUGCUCUACCGCAAAGUGCGGGAGGCUGAGGACAUUGCAAGAACGAACAACAAGCAUGGCAUGGUUUUGUUUUUUGAUGAGGCAAACACAACUGAGGCCAUCUGCAGCUCGCAAAUCAAGGAAGUCUUGUGUGAUCACACUGUUAUGGGUGAAAAGCUCAUCCCAAACACAGGCUUGCACAUUAUUGCUGCUUGCAACCCAUACCGGAAGCAUACAGAUGUGAUGAUAAAAAGACUAGAAUCUGCUGGAUUAGGGUACAGAGUCCGGGCUGAUGAGACAGAAGAGAAACUGGGUACCAUACCACUGCGCCAACUCGUGUACCGAGUACAAGCUUUGCCCCCCAGCAUGAUGCCGCUGGUCUGGGACUUUGGGCAGUUAAAUGACCAGACAGAGAGAGUGUACAUCCAGCAGAUGGUUCAGAGAGUGGUGGAGAAGGGAAACAUUACUGAUGUGAGUGUAGUGAGUGUAAUUACUGAUGUAAUGGCAUCAUCUCAGAAGUACAUGAGAUCCAGAAAGGAUGAGUGCAGCUUUGUGAGUCUCAGGGAUGUUGAGCGCUGCAUGCAGAUAUUUGUGUGGUUUUACAAUCACCACACAAUGUUCUUUGAUGAGUUAAGGAUAUCUAUGCCAAGUGAUACGGCCAAGAAGAGGGAUCCAGUGCUGUGGUCCUUAGUCAUGGCAAUUGGAGUCUGCUACCAUGCCUGCCUGGAGGACAAAGACAACUACAGGAUGAAAAUCAGUGCUCACUUCGAAGAUGUCUAUAAUAGCACAGAGAUCAGAGAUGAAAUUUCACUAAUGCAUGACCUGAUGCUCAGUAAAGUGCCACUUAGGGACACAAUUGCACGCAACAAUGCCCUGAAGGAAAACCUCUUCAUGAUGGUGAUUUGCAUUGAACUGAGGAUCCCUCUUUUCCUCGUGGGGAAACCUGGGAGCUCCAAGUCACUGUCGAAAACGCUGGUGGCAGACGCCAUGCAGGGCCAGAGAUCACACCACAGUCUUUACAGCCAGCUCAAAGAGAUCCACCUGGUAUCAUUCCAGUGCAGUCCCCACUCAUCUCCCGAUGGCAUCAUCAAGACUUUCAAACAGUGCGCCCGCUUCCAGGAGGGUAAGAAUCUCCAGGAAUACAUCUCUGUGGUGGUCCUGGAUGAGAUUGGAUUGGCUGAAGAUUCACCCAAAAUGCCUCUGAAAACCCUCCAUCCACUUCUGGAGGAUGGGUGUAUCGACGAUCAGCACUUGCCUUACAAGAAGGUUGGAUUUAUUGGCAUAUCCAAUUGGGCCUUGGAUCCAGCCAAGAUGAACAGAGGGAUCUUUGUCUCCCGUGGUGACCCUGAUGAGGUAGAGUUGAUUGAAACUGCCAAGGGGAUAUGCUCAUCUGAGCCAGUGGUUCUUGAUAAAGUGACAGACCUCUUUAAGUCUUUUGCUUCGUCUUACUUGGAAGUCUGUGAACAUCAGGGGGCAGGCUUUUUUGGUCUGCGUGACUACUACAGCUUAAUCAAGAUGGUAUUUGCCAUGGCCAAAGCCUCUGAACAGAAGCCCAGUGCAGAGAAGAUUGUAGAAGCAGUGCUGAGGAACUUCAGUGGAAGAGACAAUGUGAAUGUCAUUGAAAUAUUCACAACCAGGCUGCAAGACCUAUCAAACGUGGACAGCAUUAGUGCUAUUGAACUUGUCCGGCAAAACAUUGCCACUGUUGGAGAAGAUGAGGAAUGCCGGUAUCUCCUUGUCUUGACCAAAAACUAUGCAGCCCUGCAGAUUCUUCAGCAAAGACUCUUCGCUCAAGACCCCCAACCAGAAAUCAUAUUUGGCUCCAGCUUCCCGAAAGACCAGGAAUACACCCAGAUUUGUCGCAAUGUAAAUCGAGUAAAGAUCUGCAUGGAGACUGGCAAGACCAUCAUGCUGCUGAACUUGCAGAACCUGUAUGAAAGUCUGUACGAUGCCCUCAACCAAUACUAUGUAUACAUGGGUGGGCAGAAGUAUGUGGAUCUGGGUUUGGGCACUCAUCGAGUCAAGUGUAGGGUGCACAAAAACUUCCGGCUCAUUGUGAUCGAAGAGAAGGAGAUUGUUUAUAAAGAGUUUCCCACUCCCCUCAUCAACAGACUGGAGAAACACUACCUUGACAUCAACACUGUCCUCGGAAGUGAACAAAAGGGUAUUGUCAAGGAACUGGAUAGAUGGAUGAAGGACUUUGUUACUACAGACAGCACAGCCUCACUGACCAUCCAAGACCAGGUUCACAAAUAUCAGUCUCCUGAUGUCUUCAUCGGCUACCACUCAGAUACCUGUGCAUCUGUCAUCCUGCAAAUUACUGAGAAAUUAAGAAACAAGGGAAUUUUAGAAGAUCAGAGGGCAGUGCUCCAGGAGGCCAAGCUGGUCUUGCUAAACUGUGCCACCCCAGAUGCCAUUGUUCGGCUCGGCUACGCACAACUGCCCCAUCCGGAGAGUCAGCACCUGGAGAUGGUGUAUUUUGAGGAACAGAAGCACAGCUGUUUGAUUGACUUCCUCUUCUCCCACAUCCAGCAGACUGACCGAAUGCCUGUCUCCUUCACUGAGGUGACCACGUUUUCCAGACUUUUGACAAGAUCAGACCUUUGCCACCUUAAAGAGGUCAUGGGAUACAUUGAGCUCCUCUCUCUGCAGCAGUUUGACACAGAGUACUCCUUCUUAAGGAAAAUCAGGAAUUUUUUGGAUACUGCUCCUGGGCAAAAAAUUAUCCUCAUUCAGACGGAUUUCGAUGAGACCACUCACAGUUCCAACCUUAUUGCCUCAGCCAAGUAUUCAGCAGCGAAUGAAAUCAAUAAAACGAAGCUGGACCAAGAGGGAACCGUCUUUGUUUACUUCAUUACCAAACUGACCAGGAUUGAAGGGGGAACUUCUUAUGUCGGAUUUCAUGGAGGGGCAUGGGCAUCAGUUCACAUAGAUGAUCUGCAUAAGUCCAAAGAUAUGAUGCUUGACAUCAAGACCCUGAGGAAUAUCACCAUCAGCAAGCUGUUUGAUGAGAGGGAGCAGGAGAGAGAGGACCGGGCUGAAGCUAUGGAGGUGGAGAACAUGUACUCUGAAACUGACCAGGAACCCAUGGAACAGGAACAGGGAGAAGCCUUUUUGGACACCACAGCACUGCUACGUAGCUGUGUGCAGAGUGCAGUGGGCAUGCUCAGAGAUGAGGCAGAGAAUGUACCCCGCAGCACCAGGAGGGUGGAGGUUCUGCUUAAGCUCCUGAGCACCCAGGAAGAGCUGUAUGGCAUGUUUCUGCGGAGCCUGAAGAGGCGUCUGCACCUGCUUCUGGUGGCACGUGAAGAAGGCCAGGUGCUCUUGACUGCUUACUCCUGGGUCUUCAAAGAGGCAGUCAACAUUGACGCCCUGCAUGAGGGAGGCACUUUCAGACACACUCUGUGGAAGCGGUUGCAGGCUGUAGUGACUUCCUGUUUGGCCCAACUGCUGUCAGUGCUGGACCGUGACUGCAACCUGGAUCUCCUGCUGGACCCUCAGCUGCCUGAACCCCUCAAGGCCCUCUGGAUACACAUACUGCAAAACGACAAGCUGCUAGAGGUGUUCUACACCAGACUGGACAGCUCGUUCGAGGAGAAGACCAUCCUGGUGCCGAGCUCCAUGGGGGCUGGUAGGGCUCUGGCCUGCAGCCUGCCCUUCAGCUGGAGGAUCAGGGACUACCUGGAGGAACUCUGGGUCAACACCGUACAAAUAGAGGGUCACAGUCAUAAACAGUUGGAGAAUAUCUAUUUUGGGACUCCUCUGGGCAGGGAGGUCAAACAAUCAGAUGCUGGUGUACAGGAGAUGAUUCUGCAGCGCUAUCUCCUGGAUUUUGUUGUCAUGACAAUGAAGGUGACAUCGGAGGAGGAGUUAAAUCUGCUAUGUACUGCUCUGCUGUGCUGUGUGAAUGAGCUGUAUGACAAUGUGCGUGAGGAGGGGGAGACGGAGCAAGCUGUGGCUCUGUCCUGGGUCCACUCUGCCUACCACCACUUCUGCACACGCCUGCAAAACCUCUCCAGGAUGCUCUCCAUAGAACCACACAUCACACGCUACCUGCUCGACAAUACACAAAUAAGACAAGGACAGGAGCUGGUGCUGGACGUGUAUGCAGCUCUAGCAUGUGUGGAGUCACUGGAUUCACCUCUGGAAGACAAGGAGCAGUGUUGUGAUUGGCUGAGGAGGGUGAAGCAGCUGCAGGUGCCAGUAGAGUUGGUGUGUGCUGAGAAGAGCAUCAGGGGCUACGGGGAGAAGAGCAAAGCCAUUAUCCCUGUAGUACAGCAUGGCUAGAGUCGUCUCGUGUCUCUGUCUCUGUUUGUGGAGCACAUGCUGUACAUCCAACCUGUGGACCCCGAAUUCAUCCCUCUACUGGUGGACUGCGUCAAAAAACUUGGAGAGGUGUUGAGAGGGAACUCUGACCUGAAGCUGCAGCAGCCAUUUGAGGAAGUCCUGAUUAUCCUGAAAGAGUGUAAGGAUAAAGCUGUAGAGUGCAUAUUCAGGUUUGGGACGCAGCUGUGCCCGGUGUGCAUGGAUGACCCUGUUGAGCCUGUGGCGCUGCCCUGUGAUCACAUGUUCUGCCUGGUCUGCGCAAAACAGUCCGUGGGGACUGGAACUAUGUACUGCCCCGUUUGCAAGGAGCCUGUGCCUGAUGACUACCAAAUGCAGCCCUCAGAGGAGAAACAGGCUCUGAUCACUCGUUAUGGCCACUUCAGGCAGCGCUGCAAUGCCUUCUUCAUUGCUCUGGUGUCCAGUGGGUGUUUCCGCCAUGACACCCCGCCCAGCCGAGAGGUCAUUUGCCACCUCCUCUCAUUCCUCAUGGUGGACACAGGGACACUAACUACCAUCACAAGUAAUAAGAGUGGAAUGCGGACAAAGGCUCUGUCUCCCUUUGAUGACAAGGUGGACAAGACCCCAGUAGUGCGCUCAGUGAUACUCAAACUUCUCCUCAAAUACAGUUUUGAAGAUGUGAAGGAGCACCUGCAGCAGCACCUGAUGGAUGUUGAGAGCAGUAAGCUCCUGGAAGAGUCUGACAAAUCCGAGCUUUACUCACUCUACAUCAACUGCUUUGAGGACUCCAUGUUUGUCCGUCUGCUCUGGUAUUCAGAGCGAGAGAAGAGUUUGCAUUUUCAGGAGGAGGGUUCUUUCCUGCGUGACUUCCUGCAUGCAGGGCCAGCAGACACUGUGAGUGUUGAGAUACUGCAACAGCUUGCUCGUGUACGCCUCGCGCUGGACACCGCAGGAGAACUCAUCGCUAGUGCAUACACACCUACUGGUAAUCCAAAAGGAGGUCAUCAGUUAACUAAUUCCUUCUUGGCUGAGGUGAAGAAACUGUGUGAGAAGAGCAAGAAUGACUGGUAUCGCGUCUACCUGAUACGCAAGAUACGCAGCCAGCAGGGGGAAGAGUUUGUGAAAAUGCUCCUGACAGAAACAGAAAAGCAGUGGAUGUUUCCAGAGGAUUUACGACAGCAGACCCAGGAUGGUGGCCAGAUGGACCAGUUCCUGGUGUGUGAGGGAGACUAUAAGAGCAUCAGAGACGCUGUUGCUAAGGCCAUGAUGGAGGACAAGAUCGAGAUGAUACAGCAGGCCUGUGAUGCCUGUAACAGUCCUCCCCUGAAAAGGAGUGUGUAUCUGCUGCUGGCUCUCUUCAGAGAAGUAACCUGCCUCUACAGGAGACGUGACACAAGCCAGCACCCGUCUCAACAGGAGGUCCAAGCUCUGGAGGCCUAUAUCACCCACUGUGGAGUCCUCACCACUCCAAAGCAGAAGGCAUUUGCUGUGGAGCUUGUAAGGAACGACCUGAAAGUGCUCAAGGUUUUACCGGAGUCUUCUGGAGCCCAGCACAACAUCACAGAGCUGUGCGUGCACCUGUCUGCAGUUCUGUUGUGCAGUCAGGCGAAGGCCCUAUCACCACUACAAGAGCUCGCACUGCAGCCUGCUAACAUGCAGGCAGCCUACCUUCCCACUAUGCCUGAUGACAUGCUGUAUGUAGCCUUGCAGGCCAUGAAUCUGAAACCGGAUUCGGGAAUCUGGGGGGCUCUGAAGUGGUACAUCUGCCCCAAUGGUCACCCAUGCUGUGUAGACAGAUGUGGUAAGCCCAUGCAGAAAAGCCGCUGUCCAGACUGCAAUGCUGAGAUUGGAGGCCAGAACCAUAAAGCAGUCUCAGGCUUCACUGCCACUAAGACACAGGCUGACCGUACAAGAAAAGGUCAUAUCCUGGGUGACCCGGGACGUAGGGAUCAGCCCGAUAUGUUGGACACCAAGGGUAUGAGCCAUGUACCUUUCUCUCUGGUCCGCCUACUCACACACGCCGCCAUGAUGCUAGGGGCAGCCAAAAAUGCAGAGGCCCUGGCAGCUCUGAUCUCCCCUGCGGUGCCUGACUGUGGCGUUUUUGUGAGGGAUCACCUGCAUAUGGACCUACAGCAGCUGACCAGAGCACUGGGGAAAGGAGCAGACGACACCACUGCUACUGUACACAUCAUCAUACACUCUCUACUGGAAACACCAGAUGCUCUCUGGUCCAUAAAUGAUGACGCUCAGCUGUCCACCAAAGAGGCACGUAACAAGUGGGAGACGGGUGUAGCCAGCAAUAUCAUCAGCCCACAGCUCAAGACCCUGGACAGGCGUCUUCAGAGGAUGGAGACGCUCCUAAGUGAUGAUAAGAGCUGUAGCCCAGUGAUGCGCUGGAUGUUAGUGGGCGCUCUCCAACAGGACAGCCUCCCUCACCAGCCAGCAGUAUGGAGUGUCAGGGAGCGGUUCUCGCUCAACACCCUCACACACAUCCUGGAGCAACAGGAUGGACGCGACACACUGCCACUACUCUGGAAGUUCCUACAGAGGGAGCCAGAGCUGCGGUUGGUGAGGUACCUGCCCGACAUCCUAAUGCUGCAGCGAGAUCUUGUCAAGAAGAUCCAGACCUCUUCAGAUCUCACCAUGGAAACAAUCAGACAGUUCCUGCAGGGGCAGGCAACAAGUGAGUGAUACCCUGAAUGGUACGAGAGGGGCAUAGAUAUCUUCCUGAUGACAUGGAACCAGCUUCGCCAGUCUCUAGCAAACAACGGUGAAAUCAAGUUGCCGCCUGAGUACUGUGAGCGAGACCUGGACAUGGAUAGCAAACUAGAGGUGCUGGUGCCUCGUAGGCAGGGACUGGGACUAUGCUCCACAGCACUGGUCAGCUAUCUGAUUCGACUACACAACGACAUGGUGUAUGCCAUGGACAAGCACACGGGAGAGGACACCAGGUACACUGUGAGCCUGGCGGACCUGUGUGAGCUGCAUGUGAUCCACUACGAUGUGGAGAGAGACAUACUGCCCCUGGUGCUGUCUCACUGCCAAUACAGUGUGGAGCGCGGAGGGAAGGGAGCUCUGGCUGAGUAUGACCUGCCCAAGAUACAGCAGCAGCUGCUCACUGGCUUCCUGCAGGGCAAACCCCGCAUCACACUUCAGGAAAUACCAACGCUCGUCGGCAGACAUGAUAAGAACUAUGAGAACAUUUUCAUGGAUGUCAGAGCAAAAGUUAAGCAGGAGUCGUUACCCUCCCUGACGCUGUCCUCAGUGAGGGGGGAUCUGGGGGACUUCAGCGAGGUGUGUGAGGCCCUGAAGACUGUAGAACUCUCGCUCGGUUUCCUAGCAACCACCCCUGCUGAUCCACACAUGCAACUGGGCAAGUACCUACAGGACGUACUGAAGAUGGGAGACCACCUGCCUGAACACAUACUCAAGGCCCUGAGCAGGUGCAGUCUGAAGCAUGCUGUGGCUCUAUGGCAGCUCCUCUCCUCACUCAAGUCAGAGGGCAUGCUACACCUCAAGAGGGACCCAUUUGUGGGUGUGUCUGACAAGUACAAGCAGUCUUUGGGCGAGGAGGAACGCAGGCAAUUGAUUGGCUUCAUGGCUAAGGGAGGGGCCAGAGCCUUUAUACUGGAGAUGCACGAAUUUCUGCAGCUGAAAUUGAAGGGCCUCAGAGAUGAAGACAUCUUCAGGCCAGACUGGGGGCUGAGGGAUGACACCUUGUUGCCAUACAUCGAGGAGAAGGGCAUGGACCCUUCCCCUGACGUAGAGCAGUUCUUCCCAGAGUCCAUCCUGCUGUCCCAGAUUGUGGAAGCCUGGAAGGUUUGUGUGUAGUACCAACAGGAUCGCAACUACACCCGUACAGAAACAUUCCACCAAAGCUGCCUUCAAUUAGUGUGA
Messenger RNA from Engraulis encrasicolus (European anchovy), 12150 nucleotides. RefSeq names its product E3 ubiquitin-protein ligase rnf213-alpha-like. Gene Ontology annotation, biological process: negative regulation of non-canonical Wnt signaling pathway; sprouting angiogenesis; ubiquitin-dependent protein catabolic process. Gene Ontology annotation, molecular function: ATP hydrolysis activity; ubiquitin-protein transferase activity. The transcript is spliced from 54 exons. NCBI's taxonomy places the organism in Eukaryota, Metazoa, Chordata, Actinopteri, Clupeiformes, Engraulidae. Gene Ontology annotation, cellular component: cytosol; membrane; nucleolus. The record is from RefSeq and is a predicted model, not a curated record.